Molecule: messenger RNA, 567 nt
Organism: Thelazia callipaeda (thelaziosis nematode)
Lineage: Eukaryota; Metazoa; Nematoda; Chromadorea; Rhabditida; Thelaziidae
Source: the annotation of a GenBank genome assembly
AUGUUGCGUAUUUUGGUUAAUCGUAGUACCCGACAAGUUCUAAAAUCCUUAACCGAUGUAUUGCCAAUUUAUUCUACACGAUCAUAUUUUUUCGGACCUCGGUACCCAUUGUCAUCAGUAUUUAGAAGCAUUGACAAGCAGUUGCAAGAUAUUGAACGGCAAUUUGAACGAGUUUUUUGGAAUUCACGAGAUUGGUUUGAUAACUUUCGUCCGAUCGGUGCUCGUGAACAUCCUUCGCUAGUGGAAGACUAUCGUAUUCAAAAUCCAAUCAUUGAAGAGAAUGGUAUCAAGAAGUUUGUUUUGGAACUGGAUGUACGUCGAUUUAAACCUGAAGAGGUCAUGGUGAAGACCAAUACUAAAGAAGGCACACUCACAAUAGAAGCGAAGCACAAAGAUAGUGAAACAAAAAUUGAAUAUAUGCGAAAAGUCACCUUACCACAAGGUGUAGUUGUUAAAGAUAUGACUUGUCACUUCACUUCCGAUGGAAUUCUGCAAAUCAAAGCUCCGUAUGAAGCACCACAAGAAGCCGUCGUCAUUGACACCGAAAUUCCUGUAAAGCAUGAAUGA